AAUGCAUGUGUUUAUAUACUUUUUUCCAAUGACGUCUCUCUGGCUUUCCAAUGUUCUCUGUGUGGCUGAGGAGCUGUCCCAAGCCAUGGAUCUACUUACCUGCCAAAGCCAAGCUUUAAAUUACAAGAUGUCUCCCCUGAAACAUUGUCUACCUCUGCCAACUGCCUACCCUCCUUCCUACGACCUCCAGCACCUACUGAGAGUGAAACUGUUCCCACUACCCUCACAAAAAAGCUAGUUUCUUUUUAAGAGUUUAUAAAUGUACAUUUCCUUUACACCCUGGGAGAUCAUAUAAUAUGAAACACGCGCGCGCACACACACACCAGGUAACAAACAUUACAGGACCAGUUUGACCAGAAGAUUGGAAGACACACAUGCCUCUUUUCCACCCACACAGAGCUGCUGAGGAUCCAGUUCUCUCACAUACUUCAAAAGCCUUAAGAAGAGAUAGAAGAGAUUAUUAUCCAGCAUUAGUAUCUGAAUCUGGAAUCAUUUCUAUGGAAACUAGACUUUCAGCUUAAUUUAAACCUUAAAUGUAAUCUCAGGUAGUCAGGUUUAAACUCAGGUUCAGUUAUUCACUGAAAGUACCAACAGACUCAGACAUUUAGAACAAACUAAGAUCAUCGGUGCUGGAGGAAAUGUCUGCUGUGGCUGCAUCACUCUGCUCAACUUUGCUGUUAUUCAGCCUCUGCAUGUUUACCUCUGCAGACCGGAAAAUCAUCACAGCUGAGUCUGGACAGGAUGUCACUCUAAUAUGUCGAGCUCCAAACAACAACAUCAUAGAAGCUGUUAAGUGGACCAGACCAGGCCUGGAGACAGGAAAUGUCCUUUUGUACCCCGAUGAUUACUUUGAUUCAUCCAACCAGCAUCCAUCUUUUAAGAACCGGGUGGAUCUGCAGGACAAACAGAUGAAGGAUGGAGACGUGUCUUUGAUUCUGAAGAAUGUGACGAUUAAUGAUUCUGCAACAUACGAGUGUCGUGUCUUCAUGGAAGAAACACGCUCAUGGGAGCUCAUCAGGAUCAUCCACCUGAGAGUUGUUCCUCCAGGUCAGCCAAGAGGAGUCACAGAGGAUGGAGGGAAGAAGGAUGGAAGGAAGAAGGAUGAAUCUGUUGGACUAAUAAAUCUACUUUUCCUGGUAGUUUCUGCUGUGCCCGUUGUUGUUAGUGGUAGUAUUACUGUAGUUGUUGGUGUUAUUUUUCUUCCUGUUUUUAUGAUGUGCAAAUAUUGUAAUGACAAGGGUUCAUACAAGGUACCUGAACGUGAUUACAUCUAGUGAUCAACUAUCCUACAUUCAUCAGCAGAUGAAUUUAGAUGUCAGACAUUCAGAAAACACAAACACUGUAUGUGAUGAUCUGGGUUUAGAUGAAGUUCUGUGGCUUAUAUAUGAUCAAUAAUGUGCCUGAUAAUGUUCAGGAUCUAUUGAUCAGCUAUGACUGGAUGACAUUUGGCACAGUUUGGGAAUUAUAAGGGUCGUAUAAAGAAUUGUAUAAAAUGCUUCAAAGCAGAGUUGUUGUUGUUUUUUUUUAUCUUGAUCUAAACUAUGACUCUUUCCUCCUCGAGUGCAGCAACUCUGUGUGACAAUCCCCUCUUUAGGUGAAGGGUUUUUUUUCUUUUUUAAUUAACAAGUUUGCAUAAUCAUUUAAGUCAGUUCAGUUUAUCAAAGGUUGAAUCUUAUAGAGUGUUUAAAGUGUUUUAUGAAAGUAAAGAUCCAUGUAGUUGUACACUGACACGUUUCUCUCCUUCUGAUCUCUCGAUAACCUCUUAUCUAACCUUUGUUACAAGAAAGCUAUAUAAUAUAAAUUCUGUGACAUUCUUCAUCAUGUGCAGCAUUGCUUAAACUUUUUCCAUUUUUAAUUCUUUUUCAAUAAAUAUUUACAUGUAAACCAAAUGAACGUCCUUUUUUGUGCAUGUUUUUGUGAUGUACUAUGAUUUGAAAGCUUUUAUUUAUUUAUUUUAAAUGAGAAAGUGAAGUGUAUCAGAGAUCUUUGUGAACUUUUCCUGGUAAUAACCUUGUA
Oreochromis aureus is the source of this 2016-nucleotide messenger RNA. RefSeq lists its product as uncharacterized. Bases 639 to 1274 code for a protein of 211 amino acids. The record is from RefSeq and is a predicted model, not a curated record. NCBI's taxonomy places the organism in Eukaryota, Metazoa, Chordata, Actinopteri, Cichliformes, Cichlidae. The transcript is spliced from 3 exons. Gene Ontology annotation, cellular component: external side of plasma membrane. Gene Ontology annotation, biological process: cell surface receptor signaling pathway; positive regulation of T cell proliferation; immune response.